UAUUCCGGCAACAUUGUCUUUCAUUUCUGAAUUUUGAGAGAAGCGCGUUGUCGACAGAAAAUAAAUCUCAUUUAUUUAACUGUUUAUUCUUGUUGAAAAUUAGCUUUAUUUCAAAAUGAAGAUCUUGGCGUUCGUCUGUUUACUGAAACUUGCCAUGUGCAUAGCAUUGCCGGCUGAACAGUCUGGAACCCAACUGGGGACUACAGUACCCGUUCCUCAUGAUAUCCCUCAAGCUCCAGGUAAACCUGAAGAAAACGCAACAGCAGUUCAGCCUACGAAACAAAACACAACUUCUGCAGUAGAUACUAAGACUGAUGAUAAAAAAGUAAAACCUGAAGCAGAAAAAGUCACAGAAGCAACACCUGUAUCCGCGUCAUCAGUGCCUGCUUCUGUGAAACCAGAUGAACAUGCCAGCACAAAAGACAACAAAGUAGUUGAUAAAGAGACAAAAGAAAAAACCGAUGAAGAGAAAAAGGGUCCCGUUUCUGAACCAACUAAAAUUGUACCAGAACACCAGACAGAAGCUGCUAAAAAAAGUGAAACAAGCUCGUCAACUGAAGCCAAAAAAGAGGAUGCGACCACUCCGAAAUCAGAACUUGCCAAAUCUACUGAAGCCCCCACACACAUAGAACCAACUGUACAGGCAAGAGCAUUUGAUGGACCAAGCUUUGUUGGUGGAAUCAUACUGACCCUUGGUCUCUUGGCUAUAGGAUUCAUGGGAUUCAAAUACUACAAGAACCACACUGAAAGAAACUACCAUACACUAUAAAUUUCAUCUCGAAUAAAGUGCACCAAUUUAUUGUAAGAAUUUAUGUUUUAGUAUUUUAUUUUCUGAGUGCACUACCACGUUUUAUAAAUUGUAAAACAGGGUUUUUACAUUCAUGUACCUAUAUAAAUGUUUUCACAUUAGAAGUUUGUAACGGGGUUUUGGUCCUAGUUAUAAUUUGAGAUUCGAAUUUAUGUUUUGAUUUUAAGUCUUCAUUUAAGAAUGUUACGGCAUAAUGUUUAUUUUUGUGUAUGAUGCACAUUUUUCUUUAAAGCACUAAACUUUUAUUCUUAAAGAGAAUAUUAAUAAGAUUGAUAUAAUUAAUGGCUAAGCUUUCAUGUAUCUUUGAGUGCAAUUUUGUUGUAGAUAUUUUAAACCGUGCCAUGGUUUUCGGGGAAUCUCGCAUUUAAAGUAUAAUCGCAGCUUCACCUACUUGAAAUAUAUUUUUUAAGAAAAUAUUCUAUUAACAUAAGUGUUAUUUUAAGGAAACUCAAUGUGAUGAUGAAAAGGGUCUAAAGUAGAACCAAUUCCGUUUUGACACAAACAAGUUUUUGAAUCUCCUAUCUCUGUGUUUUUGUUUGAAAACAAUUCAUUACCAAUUUACUGAAUCUCCUUCAAAUGCUUAAAACUAAUUUUUUUUUUCGUUGUUCUUUUUCUUUUUAAAUGGAUUAUAACCAGCUAUUUAUAAACUGGGUAAAGUUGAUUCCAUCCUGAAGUGCUCUUAAUAUAACUGGUCUAUUAUUCGAAUAAUCGUUCAGAGAUGUAUAAUUCACUGUUGUUUCCUGUUAUAUAUAAAUAUUGCUACUUGUGUCACAGUCAAUGGUUAUGUUAAAUUUAAAUAAACAUAUAUUGAAAAA
This is a messenger RNA of Bombyx mandarina (wild silkworm), 1623 nucleotides long. RefSeq lists its product as uncharacterized. The record is from RefSeq and is a predicted model, not a curated record. Lineage: Eukaryota; Metazoa; Arthropoda; Insecta; Lepidoptera; Bombycidae. Gene Ontology annotation, cellular component: cytoplasmic vesicle.